AAAAAAAAAAACACACACAUGGUUUGCAUAUUAAAUUCAGUCUAUAAAAUCAGCCUCCUUUCUCCUUCUAUUAUUCUAUCGUUGAUUCAAAUGGAGGGCCGUGGUAUUGAAGCUCUACUGUCCUAUCACUGCUUGACAGGUCCUUUGCUCAAAAAUCCAGCUUCAUCCUUUGGAAAUGUUGUCAACAAGUAUUGUGUGAAAUUUAAGACAUACAUAGCCGAGUCUGAUGUUGAAGAGGGGGCUGUUAUGCUACCGAACAUGUUCACGAACGACUUUGGGGACCAAGUUCAACGAUUUGCAACUUUGAUUGAUGCAAAGAGCAAUCAGUUCGAGGUGUUGGUUGAAAGAAUUGAUGGGUCUGUAUUUUUCUCCAAGGGAUGGAAAUCCUUGCGUGAUUUUUAUGGGAUCAGCUUGGGUGCUUGGGUUUCUUUCAUAUUUGUGGAUCAUAUGAAGUUUGUGAUUAAACUGAAAGAUAGGUUUGGCAAAGUGAUUAAACCUCCUGUAUUUGAACCUCCUAUGCAUUUUAUGAUUGACAAAACAAAUGUCCAGACAACUUUUGAUCCUAAUCUCCCCCCUUUCACUCCUUUGAUUUCUUAUCAUCACGAUGUCAACAACUUUCAGAUAGAGUUUGUGAAGAAGUUAACUGAAUUUGAUCUAGCCAAGGGUUUUUUGGUACUGAUUUAUGAAGGAGAAGUUAUGAAGAUGAUAGAUAUCAGAACUACUUCUAUCAAGUUGGUGGAUGAUUGCGGAGAUGGUUGGGAUUGCGUGUUGAUUUUUGGAUCUACUCCAUACCAACACACCAUGAUUGGUGGGCGGUGGAAGCGUUUUGUGGAUGCUCACAAGGUUUGUCAAGGGUUUGUACGUGGCUUUGUCAAGGGUUACUUUAAGAGAAGGUUUGAAGAUAUUAAUAUCUGAUGAUGAUGGUGAAGACACUGAUUUAACGUCUAAUGUAGCUAUCACGAGGUUUUUCGCAAUGUGUCCUAAAUUGUGUACUUGGAAGGAUUGACCGAAAUUAAACUUCUUCAUUGUUAAUUAUUUAUGACUGACAAUUUUCCCUAGGUUGUGUGCUUUCUAUUAUUUAACAAAAUUAA
This is a messenger RNA of Medicago truncatula (barrel medic), 1091 nucleotides long. RefSeq lists its product as uncharacterized. The coding region runs from base 19 to 915 and encodes 298 amino acids. The transcript is spliced from 4 exons. The record is from RefSeq and is a predicted model, not a curated record. NCBI's taxonomy places the organism in Eukaryota, Viridiplantae, Streptophyta, Magnoliopsida, Fabales, Fabaceae.